GUGCUCCUGGCCUGUAGAACUCGGUCCCUCCUGGAUCACGUCCACACUUUGAGUGUGUGUUUUCUGAGGAAAGCUUAGAACACGUUUGUUUAAAAGAACAAAUUGGAGAAAACAAAUAGAUUGCUGUUCGCAGUCUCUCUGGCUCUUGUUCACAGGGAAAACAAUGGCAUCAGUGCCUUCCAUUGGUUGCCUGCUGGCCAAAAAUCAGUAUUAUCGAAAGGCCAGUAUUUCUUCAGUUAGCUCUUUAACUGAUUCUGUUAACAUCAUACCUGAUGACAAAUCCCAACAAGGGUUACCAAAAGUGGAAGAAUCCAGCUGGUGGUUUAAAUCCUUUUUCCAUUCUGAACCUGUGCUUUCAGUUGUGAGAGGAAAAGAUCUGUCGGCUAGUGGCACUAAUAGUUGACAAUCAAGAAGAUUCUACCUGCCGAGGUGCUAUGUUUGUGAACCACACUUUUUAGUACUAAGCUAUUCCAGAUGACCUUUCUUCAUUAUAAGAAGACAGAAACCUGCUGGAGAACCCAUUUAUGAGAUAGGAUCUCUGCAGCCACCCAUCCAGCAGAAGAUUAGGCAUUUCCCUCAUUACACAGACUGUUGCUGCAAGUGACAUCAGCAGCAUGGAGAAUAUUGGAAAAGUAUGCCUUUGAAAACAUGUGCCUUUUUAAAAUAAUAAGAGUCUUCAAAUGUAAUGAUUUGUAUGAAGUAGCUUUUUCUAUACACAUUAUUUUUCAAAAAGUUUUCAAAAGUUUCUAAUUGAUAUUUUCAGAAAAUUGUCAGGCUCUCUAUAUGCCUGUUGAAUGAUUUAUUAUACCUAAAAAGUGAAACAUUGAUACCUAAGAAUGGUUUAAAGGUCAUCGAUUUCAGAAAUGUAGAGAGCAGUUGCAAAAUUGUAUUUUUAAUCAUGAGCAUUGGAAAUAAAAUACAUCCCCAUAAAUAUAUUACCUGUUAAAAUAUAUUCCUGUAUAAUGUAUAGGAAUACAUUAUACAUUAUAUUAUAUUCCUAUAUAAUUUGUUAUUUGU
Messenger RNA from Leptonychotes weddellii (Weddell seal), 1017 nucleotides. It is a transcript of the gene PPDPFL, whose product is annotated as pancreatic progenitor cell differentiation and proliferation factor like. Gene Ontology annotation, biological process: multicellular organism development; cell differentiation. NCBI's taxonomy places the organism in Eukaryota, Metazoa, Chordata, Mammalia, Carnivora, Phocidae. The record is from RefSeq and is a predicted model, not a curated record.